GUAAGAGGGAGAACCAAAAAGAAAAGUUCAUUGUGGAUACCAGUUUCAUUGUCAAGUUUGUUAGUCAUCGCGCAGGGAUGAAUCGAAUCCCCCGCAUAUCCUGUCGGUCAACCAUGACAUCCCUUUUGCUUCCUGCAUGGCCUGGAUCAUCUUUCGUACAUAUUAUCGAUCAGAUUGGCAAUCCCAGUAACUGACCAUCGCAAAAUGGCUUCUGAAGAGGUGAAUGUGGUGGCCAUCAUGUACCCUAAGCCCGGCAAGCAUGACGAACUCUCAAGUCAUAUCUCGGAACUCACCCGCCAAGUACAUGCCACCGAACCCGAUACGUUAGUUUACUAUGCCUUUUCUAUAAAAGAUGGAAAUGAGAUAAUGGUCGUGGAAAGGUACAGAAACCAGGAUGCACUCCACAUGCAUCUGCUCAGUCCAUAUUUCCAGGAAUUCGGCAGCAAAGCGGCUGGGCUGAUGGAGCGGCCGUACGAUGUGAAGGUUGGACAUGGGAUUCUUCCUUCCUCGGUUGGCGUUACUCGUGUUCAGUCAUAAUCCUU
This is a messenger RNA of Aspergillus pseudonomiae, 542 nucleotides long. RefSeq names its product putative quinol monooxygenase. The record is from RefSeq and is a predicted model, not a curated record. The transcript is spliced from 4 exons. Bases 205 to 537 code for a protein of 110 amino acids. Lineage: Eukaryota; Fungi; Ascomycota; Eurotiomycetes; Eurotiales; Aspergillaceae.